Messenger RNA from Rhinolophus ferrumequinum (greater horseshoe bat), 887 nucleotides. RefSeq names its product serine protease 33-like. Gene Ontology annotation, biological process: proteolysis. Gene Ontology annotation, molecular function: serine-type endopeptidase activity. The record is from RefSeq and is a predicted model, not a curated record. Lineage: Eukaryota; Metazoa; Chordata; Mammalia; Chiroptera; Rhinolophidae. The transcript has 4 exons. Bases 30 to 872 code for a protein of 280 amino acids.
CAACCCGGAAGUGGCUGCUGGAAGGUACAAUGGAGCUGGCCAUAACCGCCAUCCUGCUCUCCCUCCACCUGAGAGCCCUUCAGGGAAGCCCCACAGCUCUCCUAUUCAACCUCACCCCAACAAAUGUCACAGCGAUAAAACUGGACUCAGUGUGUGGACGCCCACGUGAAAUAAGCCGCAUUGUGUCGGGCCAGGAUGCCCGGCCAGGCCAGUGGCCAUGGCAAGUCAGCCUGAGGGAGCAUGGACAUCACGUGUGUGGGGGCUCGCUGAUCACCAAGGACUGGGUGCUAACUGCUGCCCACUGCUUGAACCGGAACCUGCCGCUGUCCAACUACUUGGUGCUGCUGGGCUCCAUCUCCUCCUACCCCCAGCCUGGCGAGGCCCAGGAGCUCCACGCCGUGGCCCAGUUCAUCACCCACCCAAGCUACAAGGAGAUGCAAGGCGGGGACAUCGCCCUAGUGCAGCUGGCUUCCCCUGUCACCUUCAGUGACCUCAUCCUUCCAGUCUGCCUCCCCAAACCCGGAGACCCACUAGGUCACGGCACCAUGUGCUGGGUCACCGGCUGGGGGAACAUCGGCACAACUCUACCGCUCCCACCACCCUUUACCCUGAAGGAAGUAGCGCUGCCUCUCAUUGACACCCAGACCUGUGACACCUACUAUCACGAGAAUUCCGGCAUCCCCAGCCAGGAGCCCAUUGUCCUGGAAGACAUGCUGUGUGCUGGCUUCGAGAGUGGCCAGAAGGAUGCCUGCGGGGUGAGCAAACACUCCUGGUGGGGACCCCAAGGCAGACAAGGGCAACAUUUUUCUAAAUAUAAAGGUCAAUUCAAAAAGAAAAAGGAUGUUUCUGAACCCCUUUCAGAUACCAUGUAAAUAUUGUCAAAACAU